ACGCACUGCGGGAAGAGGUACACAGAGAGUAGAUUCAGGAUACACCAGCAGAAAAUGCACACAACAGUAGUGAAUAGCGAUGUAAUGUAGUACUAGUUAGUUUGUCAUCAAUUACGUUAGUUUAGGAUGUAGUAGGGAAUGAGGUGAACUGAGGAAAGAAUGAGUAUGAUGAGGCAGGGUUGAUGUGAUGGUGUCUAAAGAUUAUUCACUAAUGAAAAGUGACAGGGGGGGGACACCCUUGGGGCCUGGGGUCACAGCCAGGGAUCAGCCAUUAUUGAUGGCGACCCUGGAGCAAUUAGGGUUCUUUUUUCUAUUUUUUUUCAACUAGGCAAGUCAGGUACCAGCUUGUGAGAAAAGUUAUUCUACUUGUCACGUAUCGCUUUGUGCAAUAAAAGUACUAUACUUAACGUUGUGAGUAUAUGACCAUUUCGUUGAAGUUAAACACAAAAUUGACUCUGUGCUGAUUGACUCGGUUAUUUUUUAUCAUUACAAGGACUGAGUUUCCUUUCUCUCAGUCGAACCAAAACAUACUUAAUUCUUGAAUCAACACAUUGACUUCCCCCCCAUAAUAAACUCCAAUGGCUCAAUAUUGUUAGCAGUGGUGGGUCGUCAGGGCCAGCAAGGCCUUCUCUGCUGGCCUAAACAUCAUCAGAAUAUAAUUUAAAAAAUAUAUAUUUUCCCACAAAUAUGUAUUAAAUUAUUCCCCAGAGUAAGAGUUACGCUCUUCAUUUCAUAGCGUUCCUCUUGGUUGCACUGCUUCCAGCCCCAGGUUGAGAUUUGGAGGGCUGGUCUUUAUGUUAGAUAUUUUAUCCAAUCAUAUUCAGUCAUCAUGUGUUGCCAGGGGUCUAAAAUCUGCCCUCAGACCUUCAGAAUCAAUAGUGUGGGCGCUAGUAGCUUAAAGUGAAUGGAAAUGAAAAUUUAGUGUCAACCAAUCAGCUUUAGAGUUGGCUAUUGUACGCCUGCUGGCUGGCUCCAGUGUUACACAGGAGCCAGCUAGCAUGCGUAGUGCCUGCACGUCUUUUGAUUGGAUUACCAAUAUUGAGAGGCAGGUCCUAUAUGGGCAGGUCUCAGAACUAGGAAACUGAAAUUGAUCAACAAAUUAAUUUGCGUACUACUAAACUGUUUUUUCUACCCACAUUGGCGGAAGGAGAAGAUAUCGAUUUGGUCGAGGAUAUAAUUAUAACGCCAUUCUCAAGACAAACUUUUCAAGAAAAGUUAGACAUUGUCAGGAGAGGUAGACACCGACGCUACAAAGCCGAAGCUACAAAGACAGGCUCCGAGAAGCACUGCAAACUGUACUGCUGGGAAUGCCUAUUAUUUGCAAGUGAUAGAUUUGGUGUUUGGAGCCACACUGGCUUUGCAAACCUGAGUUGUCUAACCAAGGCAGCAACGAGACACCAAAGUACGGCUGGGCACUUACAAGCAAUGGUGCUUUUGAAAACUUUUGGGGACACCCGAGUGGAUCUACAGCUCAACGAACAAGCGUGCAGGGCAACGAAGCUGCACAAUGAAAAGGUAUUGUACUCCUCCCCUGCAAUUCUCUGAAUAAAAAUGUCAAUUUCAAGGUGACGCAACGCCUGGUUAUCCUGCGUUUCUGUCUAAAUGUAUAGUGUCUAGAGCCAUGGCAUCAUAAUGAUGGUAAUAAGAGGUGGAUUAAUUCGGGUGGGACUGUGUAGGACUUCACUGAAGGCCCAGGCCCCAGAACCACGUCACGCUACUGAUUGUUAGGUACGUAAAUCACAGUGUUCAAGAUGGGGCUUGACAGUUAACAUUUUAUAAUAUCAUGUGUCUGUGAGUACAGCAAAGAGUUUCUUAUAAACUUUUAUGCUUUUCAGUUAAGUUUGUGUUUACAGUCAAUGAGGACCUACUGAUAUCCAGUGUUGAAGGCGGGAGAGACUGGACCUCUGAAGCGGCUGGUCAAACACUGGCCCCGGAUCAGGACCCUGGAUCAGGAGCCAUCCCUUUUCGUUCCCGAGACUGAACCAGGUCCCAACCGCGAGGGACAGAGACUCCACCACCACAGAGAACACAACCAGUGGACAGGUGGACUGAACAACCUCAGUCCUGGUGAUCAUCAGAGUGACGGAGGCUCCAGUCUGCAGCCCAGAACAUUCUCUUCACAGUCGCAAUGCAGUGAUGAAGCAGGACCUGAGGCUGAUAUAGAGAGACCCUCCUGUUCCUAUGAUGCAAACACCACAGGGUGGUGGGAGUCUAACAGGAAGCCUUUCUUCUCCUUCAGGAUCUUGUCUAAUGCCUGGUGACUGGGUUCAAGUCUAGCCUUCCUCAGUUACCUCAUGGUUACCCCACCAAUACCGACAGGGUCGGGUUGAGCACUCACCAGAAGAAGCACCUAGCCUACAACACAGCACACAAUCCCAACAACACCCAAACAAUGGCUAGAUGUCAAGGAGGGAGCUCAAAGACUAACAACCUGAGGGUGGUGGCUCCUGCUUCUACCUCCUCUGGUGUCAUUGGGUCACAAUGUGGGAGGCUAAGCAUUAGGAUGGACACUGGCAAGCCGUAUGCCUGCCUCACGUGUGGGAAGUGCUUUGCUAACGCAAACUACAGUAUGUGAAGGAGCACCAGACCGUUCCCACCAAGGAGAGGCCCUACAAGUGUAAACUAUGAUACAAGACCUUCUCCUUCCUGACUAAUGUUAACAGACAUAGGAGUGUCCACAAUGGAGAUAAGCCACACCACUAAGAUUUGAGAUUUACGCAGGGGAUAUCUGGGAAACAUUCUUUAGCUGAUAUUAUAGUUAUCAUGCGAAGUGUCUUGGGGUAUCAGGGUAAUUAACCACACACCCCUUAAUAACUAGUUAUUUGAAACAGGCUUGUGUAAAUACCUGUUUUUAGAGCAACAGUAAACCUAGGCUAGAACAAGGACAGUUUUAUAUUUACCUAACUGAGGUGAUGUAGCUCGAAUAAAGUCAUUUAUUUUCUACACUAUUCUUGUUAACAGUAAUUUCUAAACAAGUCUGCGCUGAACUUGAAAUUUAAUGAUCAUAGUACAUUUGAUUUGUAAUGUAAUAAGCAGUACCGUAAAAAAACAGCGCGCAUAACUUAAAAAUUCAACCACACCCUUUCAGCCACAAUGCCAACCAAUAAGAUCUGUUCUCUUCAGUAUAAACGGAAGUGAACAGUGACCAAGAAUAAUUUCCACAUUAGCGUUUGUCGUGCAUUAACACAUUGUAAUUCAAAAUAUGACACAUUUAACAGCAUAACAUACACCAGGUAGUGUGUAAUUCACGUUGGAGACCGGACUUGGUUGAUAAUUGUUCUCGGUAACUACUAACGUUAGCUAGCGAACAAUGGAUCAAUGUAUGGUUUUUCACACUCAAAUAGCCUCCAUCAUGGAGGUGCUAGCGAAUGCAGCCGUGGCAGAGAUCUGUAAACUCGUAGACGACGACUAUGCAGUGUUUCGUUUGGAAAUCACUCAAAGCCAGAAAGAAAACAGGGCAAUGCGGAGGAAACUACAGCUACUGGAACUGAAGGUAUCACGGGAGCGCGUCCUCGCCAGUCGUCCCAGAAGUGUCAAGAUCCUCGACCGAUACAGAGGAAUGGCAAGAGGUGAAGGACAUCUCACUGGAGGCCACAGGAGCUUUGUGAAGCCAGCGGGACACAAUACAUGGCGAGAUGACCAACCAAUCACUGUUGAUGAGGGGAGUGGAACCUCAACCCAGCAUGUUAUUGUGAUAGAGUCGGCACAUGCAGAGGCCUCAGGUCCUGGAAGAUUCUCUCUGGUCAAGCAGGAGAGGACUGAAGGAGAGGACCCACAAGACAGCAGACACAUCCAGACUGGAGAAGAAGCUGGAGUGGAACUCCCUUCGCCCAAGCCCAGGACCCGACGAAACAUCACUGAGGAGGAGGAAGAAGGUCCAGAGGUGCAGCUGGUAAAGGAGGAGGGUUUGGGGAACCCUGAGGGGACCAUGGUCAUGGAGGACAACCAGACUACACCUCCUUCUGAACCCACAGAGGAACCAGCUGAGCAGCACAGGACCACACACAGUCUCACUGAGUCAGUAGACAUGGAGGAUGGGAAGCCUGAUCUGUUGCUGGUCAAAGAGGAGACAAUAGAAGAUGGACCAGAGAGCAUUAAUCUGCUGAGUGGACUAAAGAUGGGGGAGCAAGGUGAUUGGAUGGAGGCUAAAAGAGGAGACUGGACAGCCAUCUCUGAUUCCCAGACCAGUGCAGCCAAGGGCCCAGGGGACAACAUCACAGAGCAGGCCAGGACCAGAGGCGAGUCUGCGGACCAUGAGGACCGGCUGAUGUCCGGUGUUGCUGACGGGAGAGCCUGGACCUCUGAAGCAGCUGGUCAAAAACCCUGGCCCCAGAUCAGAACCCUGGAUCAGGAGCCGUUGCUCUUCUUUCCCGAGUCGGAACUAGGACUGAACCACGAGGGACAGAGACUCCACCACCACACAGAACACAACCAGUGGACUGGUGGACUGAACAACCUCAGUCCUGGUGGUCAUCCGAGAGACCGAGGCUCCAGUCAGGGAUCCAGUCUGCAGGCCAAACCCUUCUCUUCACAGUCUCAGUGCAGGGAUGAAGCAGGACCUGGGGCUGAUAGAGAUAGACCCUCCUGUUCCUAUGAUACAAACACCACAGUAUCCAUGAUGAACAGAGCAGGUCGCCCUGGGCUUCAGCCUUCACAGAGAGUGGUAGGAGACCCUCCUGGCAGUAGUCUAUCAGCAAAUCUGUCUUCUCCUUCAGGAUCUUGUUUAAUGCCUGGUGAAUGGGUUCAGGGGAAGCCUGGGUCCAGCCUUCCUCAGCUACCUCAUGGUUUCCCCACAAAUACAGACAGGGCCAGGAUGGGCGUUCACCACAAGAGGUACCUAGCCUAUAACACAGCACACAAUCCCAACAACACCCAAACAAUGGGCAGAGGUCAAGGAGGGAGCUCAAAGACUAACCACCUAAGGGUGGUGGCUUCUGCUUCUACCUCCUCUGGUGUCAUUGGGUCACAACAUGGGAGGCCGAGCAUUAGAACGGACGCCGACAAGCCGUACGCCUGCCCAACGUGUGGGAAGCGCUUCGCUGAGGCGAGCUAUGUGAAGAAGCACCAGACCGUUCACACCAAGGAGAAGCCCUUCAAGUGCAAACUAUGUUACAAGAGCUUCUCGUUCCUGAGUAACCUUAUCAGACACAGGAGUGUCCACAAUGGGGAGAAAUUGUAGCAGUGUGGCUUGAGAUGCACACAGGGGAUAUCUGGGAACCAUUUUUUAGCUGACAUAUUAUAGUGAUCGUGUGAAGUGUCUUUGGGUAAGAGAGUAAUUAACCACAUAUCCCUCAUUAAACCCUUUGUUAAUUUGUCAAUUGAAACAGGCUUGUGUAAAUCUGUUUUUAGAGAGACAGUAAACCUAGGCUAGAACAAGGACCAUUGUUUUACCUUACUGAGGUGGUGUAGAUUGAAUAAAUUAAUCAUUUUCUCUUCUACUCUGUUCUUUCUAAACGAGUCUGCGCUCAGCUCGAAAGAUAAAAUCUCCUGUGAUUGCUAUGUGUAAUGUACACUGAACUAAAAUAUCAAUGCAACAUGGUAAGUGUUGGUCCCAUGUUUCAUGAGCUGAAAAAGAUCCCAGAAAUGUUCCAGAUGCGCAAAAAGCUUAUUUCUAUAAAAUGUUGUGGACAAAUUUGUUUACAUCCCUGUUAGUGAGCAUUUCUACUUUCCCAAGAUAAUUCAUCCACCUCUCCAGUGUGGCAUAUCAAGAAGCUGAUUAUCAUUAUUUUCUCUUCUGCUCUAUUCUUAUGAACACACCGUUCUUUCGUUACAAGUUAGUCACGAAACGUGGCCUUCAAAUUAUGCCAACACUGUGCACAUAUACAUUCAAUAAUGACAAACCGUCCCCUUACAAGUCAGACUGUUUAAUAAACUUAAUUUGAACUUA
Messenger RNA from Oncorhynchus masou masou (cherry salmon), 5887 nucleotides. RefSeq names its product zinc finger and SCAN domain-containing protein 2-like. Gene Ontology annotation, cellular component: nucleus. Lineage: Eukaryota; Metazoa; Chordata; Actinopteri; Salmoniformes; Salmonidae. Gene Ontology annotation, biological process: embryo development; urogenital system development; regulation of transcription by RNA polymerase II. Bases 3311 to 5179 code for a protein of 622 amino acids. The record is from RefSeq and is a predicted model, not a curated record. Gene Ontology annotation, molecular function: RNA polymerase II transcription regulatory region sequence-specific DNA binding; DNA-binding transcription factor activity, RNA polymerase II-specific. The transcript has 7 exons.